AUGGCAAAGGUCUCUGGACUCAAGCCCAAGGGGGCGGCGAGCAAGGCCAAGGCCAAGACUCAUGUGGUGCUCAAGCACCCUCCCUACCUCGAGAUGGUUCGUCAGGUCAUCAUUGACGACGCGGACAAGACCGGCACCUCACGCCAGACGAUCAAGAAGCGCAUCGCCAACAAGUACGGCCUCGACCCGCUCAGCCCCACCACCAAGAACAACAUCAACCGAGCCAUCCACAGCGGCAUGGAGAAGAAGGAGUUCCUGCUGCCCAAAGGCCUGACGGGCAAGGUCAAGCUGGCGGGCAAGGUGAUCCACAAGCAGGUCGAGCCCAAGGUCAUCAAGCCCAAGAAGCAGAAGCCCAUCACCGAGGUCAAGACGAAGAAGAAGAAGAAGCCCGUCACCGAGGUCAAGGCGAGGAAGAAGGUGAAGAAGGUGGCGGCCACCGGGGCCAAGAAGGCCGGAUCGCCCUCCAAGAAGACGGCCAAGAAGACCAAGGCCUCCACCAGCCGCAAGCAGGAGAGCAGCGACGAGAGCGGCAGCGAUGACGACGACAGCAGCGACGACGAUGACCGCACCAGCGUCAGCAGCGGCAGCCUCAGCAGCGACACCGGAGGAAACGAGCCCGACGUGUCGUCGACCGACGACGACGAGGAGAGCCAAGUGUCACCGACUCGCGCCAAGGGCAAGGGCAAGCAGGGACAGGCAACCUACAAGUCCAAGGCGAGCGGAUCGUCUAAGAAGCAGCAGCCUGCCGCCAAGAAGGCCGCUCGUAAGCGUUCCUAG
Molecule: messenger RNA, 777 nt
Organism: Pseudozyma flocculosa PF-1
Lineage: Eukaryota; Fungi; Basidiomycota; Ustilaginomycetes; Ustilaginales; Ustilaginaceae
Exons: 4
Coding region: 1-777 (258 amino acids)
Biological process (GO): nucleosome assembly
Cellular component (GO): nucleosome
Molecular function (GO): structural constituent of chromatin; DNA binding
Source: RefSeq, a predicted model, not a curated record